This is a messenger RNA of Arctia plantaginis, 1809 nucleotides long. The record is from the annotation of a GenBank genome assembly. Lineage: Eukaryota; Metazoa; Arthropoda; Insecta; Lepidoptera; Erebidae.
AUGGCUUCGACUAGCAGCUGUGUUUCAGUUCAUGCUACUGAUAUAAUAUUGUCAAAUCAAAAAAAUAGUUGCGACAAGGAGUGUCAUAAUGAAAAUGACUCUAUUGAACAAAUGUUUUAUAAAAAACUGGUGGAAUAUGACGACGAACAUAGUGGGUCUAAUAAAAAACCUUGGACACAAGACAGGAUACUUGAAGUCAUAAGAGAUUUAAAAAAUAUUAAAGUGACCAUGAAAAAGAAAUCUGUAGAUUAUUACUGGAUGAAUAAAUAUGAAGUCAUUACUACUUCAAGUGAAGAGUAUUUAAUUGCCAAAAAGAAGCACUACUCUGAACCGACGGUACGUAUUGUGCCUCGAGAACAAUAUUUUGAUUUAUUAUCUGAAAUCCAUCUAUCUUGCGGGCACGGCGGUCGAGAUAAAAUGCUCCAGGACAUAAAAAGUAAAUUCUAUAUACCUAAAAAAGCUGUGGAGAUCUUUGUUCAGCUUUGUCCAGUAUGUAACUCAAAAAGAAGUCACUAUAGAAAUGAGCAAGUGCGUCUUGUCACGUCAGGAAAUUUGUGGGAAGGAGGGCAAUUCGAAAUGAUCGAUUUUCAAUCUUGCGCGGAUGGGGAAUACAAAUGGCUUCUCAUUUACCAGAACAUAGCCACCAAAUUUAUAACAAUCCGGCCACUUAAAAGUUCGAGUGUUACAGAAAUAGCGUCAGAGCUCUUAAUUAUUUUUUUAACAUUGGGCGCACCGAAUACCCUAAAGUCAGACCUUGGCAAUGACUUUAAUGAAAAUAUUUUAAGAAAACUAUCUACGAUGUGGCCGGAUUGCAGAAUUUCUUUAGAUUCACCAAUCAACUUUCAUCGAAAUAGUGAGCAAGUUGAAACGCAGUUGCAAACCUGGAUGAAUGAAAAUAAUACCACCAACUGGUCCUCCGGCUGCUACUUUAUACAAUACCAAAGAAAUAUUACAUUUGAUCGUACACUAGGAAAAGUUCCAUAUGAAGCAGUUUUUGGAUUUACGCCAAAAGGUGGCCUCAACCCAUCUACGUCUACCGAAAAUGAUACAAACAAUGUGACUGACGAGCAAAUGUCAAAUCCUAAAGAACUAGCCACUCUAAGAGAUGAUGAACUCCAAGUUAGUAAUAUUAAACUAGAAGUAGAAGAGGUACAUACAAUUACUCCAGAUCCACUUAAUAUUCAAUACGAUUUUGAAGACAAAUUUAGUCCUCCUGUUUGUGAAAAUGAAUCAACCGAUGCAUACAAAUGUAAAUCUUGUAAUAGUACUGUGCAUGUUAUUUGUGCCGUCUUAAAUGAUGAUCUUGGACAUCGGAUAAAAAUAUCAUGUUACGUUUGUAAGAAUGAACAAAUUAUAGAGCUCGAGAGAAACCAAGGUUUAAAGCGCCCAUAUGAAGAAAUAGAUAGUGAAAAUCUAAAUAAAUUAGCGCCAUUAAACAUUGGUCAAACUGUUCUACUUUCAGUCCCCAAGGCAAGUAGGGGAAAAUUUAACACGAAAACAAUCACUGGUAAAGUUGUAGACUUCAGGUUUGGCGUUUAUAGAGUAGCAACUAAAAUUGGUACAAUUAAAAACUGGUUUCCACGAUACGACUUGCAAUAUGUUGAAGCCAACUAUGGUGAGGUAUUAGAAAAGCCAGUUACUUUAGAUGAAGUCGUGGCAAACACGCCUGUAUCAACCGUUCAGGCACCCCAGAGAUGUAACUGUAGACCUGCAGUUAAUCAGUGUAUUACUAAUAGAUGUAUCUGUUUCAAAAAUAAAAGUUUAUGUGGGCCCACGUGCCAUAAAAGUUUAACUUGCGUUAAUACAUAA